Portunus trituberculatus (swimming crab) is the source of this 1606-nucleotide messenger RNA. Its product is annotated as protein ENL-like. The record is from RefSeq and is a predicted model, not a curated record. Bases 425 to 1360 code for a protein of 311 amino acids. The transcript has 5 exons. Lineage: Eukaryota; Metazoa; Arthropoda; Malacostraca; Decapoda; Portunidae.
GAAGGAAACGUCAGCUCACGGUCUAGAUAGUAGUACUAUUUAGACCGUGCGUCAGCUGACGGCCCAUCGUGUGCCUUGCCUCCUGUGUCCCUACAACGUUUAUGUAUCGGGAAAAUAACCAGUGAAUCUGCGUGAUUAUGAGUCUUUUAAAGUGUGUGACAUAUUAGUAAUGGGCCGUGUCCUAAAUGUGUGUGAGGUUCACCAGGAGUGUGGGACAGCUGAUUUUAUCUUUGCAUAUUUCUCGUGAUGACUAUGUAUAGAAAUGUUUCAGCGAUGGAGUGAUAGAGAUAUGUUACUCAUGCCCUAGAACAGAGGCUUUCAGGACAGAAGUCUGCUUGGCUAAGGCAGCAGUGGCUACAGUUCUUUGCGGUGUUAUCCCUCACUGUAUUCACUGUCUUUCAUUACUGACCAGUAGCUACCCACCAUGCUGACGAGAAGGGAGGUGGUGGUAGAGAAACCGUUUCAAGAUCGUCGCUACGAGAACCACAGACGAAAGGUGAUGAGCGCCCUACCCCGUAUCGACACAGGCCCGCCAGUAGAAUACCCGCACUUGGUAGUCAAACUGAAAAAGUUAAGAUUAGAGAAAGACCGACAGGGAAAAAUAUGCGAGGAUAACUUGAAACUAGCGCAUCGAAUGGCCAUCAUAAUGAGGACCAAGCGUCUAGAUAACAUCAAUAUGGCACCUAAAGGACCUUUUGAGCGAAGAAGCAAAUCUAUGGGUAUACGCGACCGUCGCAGGGAGGAUGAGCCCAGCUGGAGCGAGGGCGGGUCCUUGCUACAACAAGUGACCACGGAAGCUGAGAGGUGCAUCAGACCGCCCCCACCGGGUAGGAUGGUGCAGCACCGCGCCCCAGCUGGUGUUUGUCGUGUGCCGCGUGUGGGCCCACCACCACCAGCACCACCUUUGCCGCGCCGUCGCUACCUCGUGCCCACCAUUACACUGCCUCUCUCUUCUCCCAGGUCUCGCCGCAGCCCGUCUCCCAGUUCUGCGUCGGGAAAGUCUUCGUCACACCGCCGCGGCCGCGAAACCACCCGCCUCACACCUUUGUCUACUAGCGUCAGCCGCCGGCCAAGCGUCAGCACCUUGCCCUCCCAACGAGACGAGAAUUCCAGCUCUGCGGGGGACGGGGGAGACUUCGAAGAUUACUCCAGCGACGAUGUGGAGAAAUCUGACGCUAGCAACGAGGAGGAAGAUGAAAAACGAGAAGAGGAUGAGGAAGAAUUAAAGGAAAAGGAGAAGGCAGGGGUAAGAGUGGAAGAGGAAAUCACCGAUUCUGACGACCAUGUUUCCUCCGUGCUUCUCAGUCACCAUCCUAAUAUCACGAUCGACGAGGCAAGCGACGACGAAUUUUAUUCAUAAAAAAAAAAGUAUCCACUGGAACAACAUUAUAUAGCGUGGACCAUUGUUAUAGAUGUUUCAUAUUUUCUGUUGAUAUACUGGUUUGCGUUUCCUAUGAAACUCAAUAAAUUUAUAAUUGUUUGACUAUUGCGAGUGAAUUGUAACUUCUUUUCUUUUGGACACAUGAAUAUCCUAUGAUAAAACACACACACACACACACACACACACACUCUCUCUCUCUCUCUCUCUCUCUCUCUCUCUCUCUCU